CGGUGCGGCACUGCAGCUAGCGCAGUUCUCACUGAGACUCGUCACCCUGACUCUGCGUGAGACACAACCCGGACUCACCAUGCGUGAAUGCAUCUCAGUCCAUGUGGGUCAGGCAGGUGUCCAGAUGGGCAAUGCCUGCUGGGAGCUUUACUGCCUGGAACAUGGGAUUCAGCCUGAUGGGCAGAUGCCCAGUGACAAGACCAUUGGUGGAGGGGAUGACUCCUUCACCACAUUCUUCUGUGAAACUGGUGCUGGAAAGCAUGUGCCUCGGGCAGUAUUUGUGGAUCUGGAGCCCACUGUAAUUGAUGAAAUCCGAAAUGGUCCCUACCGACAGCUGUUCCACCCAGAGCAGCUCAUCACUGGGAAAGAAGAUGCCGCUAACAACUAUGCCCGUGGUCACUACACCAUCGGCAAAGAGAUCAUCGACCCCGUACUAGAUCGGAUCCGCAAGCUGUCUGACCAGUGCACAGGACUUCAGGGUUUCCUGGUGUUCCACAGCUUUGGAGGGGGCACCGGCUCUGGCUUCACCUCCCUCUUGAUGGAGCGGCUCUCUGUUGACUAUGGCAAGAAAUCCAAGCUGGAGUUCUCUAUCUACCCAGCCCCCCAGGUGUCCACAGCUGUGGUCGAGCCCUACAACUCCAUCUUAACUACCCACACCACCCUGGAGCACUCAGACUGUGCCUUCAUGGUGGACAACGAGGCCAUCUAUGACAUCUGUCGCCGCAACCUGGACAUCGAGCGCCCAACAUACACCAACCUCAACCGCCUCAUCAGCCAAAUCGUCUCCUCCAUCACAGCUUCCCUGCGCUUUGAUGGGGCCCUCAACGUGGACCUGACAGAGUUCCAGACCAACCUGGUGCCCUACCCUCGCAUCCACUUCCCCCUGGCCACCUAUGCACCAGUCAUCUCUGCAGAGAAGGCUUACCACGAGCAGCUGUCAGUGGCAGAGAUUACCAAUGCGUGCUUUGAGCCUGCCAACCAGAUGGUGAAGUGUGACCCACGGCACGGCAAGUACAUGGCCUGCUGCCUGCUGUACCGUGGAGAUGUGGUGCCCAAGGACGUCAACGCCGCCAUAGCUGCCAUCAAGACCAAGCGCAGCAUCCAGUUUGUGGACUGGUGCCCCACGGGCUUUAAGGUUGGUAUCAACUACCAGCCUCCCACUGUGGUGCCUGGGGGUGACCUGGCCAAGGUGCAGCGUGCUGUGUGCAUGCUGAGCAACACGACCGCCAUUGCUGAGGCCUGGGCCCGCCUGGACCACAAGUUCGACCUGAUGUAUGCCAAGAGGGCUUUUGUACACUGGUACGUGGGUGAGGGCAUGGAGGAGGGCGAGUUCUCUGAGGCCCGGGAGGAUAUGGCUGCCCUGGAGAAGGAUUAUGAGGAAGUAGGCAUCGACUCCUAUGAGGACGAGGAGGAGGGAGAAGAAUAGACAGCUGUUUAGAGCCGAUUCACUAUGUUUAUUGCAAAAUCCUUUCGAAAUAAACAGUCUCUUGCACGGUU
Messenger RNA from Castor canadensis (American beaver), 1497 nucleotides. RefSeq names its product tubulin alpha-4A chain. The record is from RefSeq and is a predicted model, not a curated record. Gene Ontology annotation, molecular function: GTP binding; structural constituent of cytoskeleton. Gene Ontology annotation, cellular component: microtubule. Lineage: Eukaryota; Metazoa; Chordata; Mammalia; Rodentia; Castoridae. Gene Ontology annotation, biological process: microtubule-based process.